Closterium sp. Naga37s-1 is the source of this 1518-nucleotide messenger RNA. NCBI's taxonomy places the organism in Eukaryota, Viridiplantae, Streptophyta, Zygnematophyceae, Desmidiales, Closteriaceae. The record is from the annotation of a GenBank genome assembly.
AUGGAUGUUUACCCAACGGCUCUACGGUUGGACGACGCAGAAGUGCGAGCCGUGGUGUUUCUCUUCCGCGAGGAGGUGGAGGUCCUAAGCACAGGUCCCAACCAUGUAUUCGCACAUGUGCUUCUGGACCUCCCCGGUCUUCUCUUCUUUACCACCUACACCCUGCUCGUACUCUUCUGGGCCGAAAUCUACCACCAGGCGCGCGGCCUGCCCACAGACAACCUGCGGCCGUACUUCAUGGCGGCCAACGUUGGCGUCUACGUGCUGCAGGCGGCCAUCUGGGGAGUCAUGUGGUUCGACCACAAGGACAUGCUCACAAUCGACCUCAUCGCCAAGCUCUUCUUUACCGCUGUCUCGCUAGCAGCAGCAGCAGGCUUUCUGCUGUAUGGCGGCAGGCUCUUCCUCAUGCUGCGGCAGUUCCCCAUUGAGUCAAGGGGUCGUAGAAAGAAGCUUCAUGAGGUUGGCUUCGUGACUCUCAUCUGCUUCUCCUGCUUCAUCGUUCGAGCAGCCGUGAUCGCUUAUUCAGCCAUUGUGAGCACGGCAUGGCUGGACGUGGUGGCAGACCCAUGGGUCAACGUCGCCUACUAUGCUGUAAGCCCCACCCCCUUCCCCUGCACCCACAUGCCCCUGCACCGCACCCACAUGCCCCUGCACCGCACCCACACGCCUGUUGUUUCACGAUCCUCCCCAAAUUGGCUGGACGUGGUGGCAGACCCAUGGGUCAACGUCGCCUACUAUGCCGUAAGAGCCACCCCCUUCCCCCGCACCCACAUGCCCCUGCACUGCACCCACACGCCUGUUGUUUCACAAUCCUCCCCAAAUUGGCUGGACGUGGUGGCAGACCCAUGGGUCAAUGUCGCCUACUAUGCUCAACCCCACAUCGUAGCAGCAGCAGCCCAUGUCAGCAGCGCUGGCAUGAUUCAAUUGAGCAGCCCGUGCUCCUUUUCCCCCCUCUCUCCUUAUCUGCUCUCCCUCUCUGCCUCUGCUCUCUUCCCUUCUCUGGCCUCUCUCUUCCUCUGCGUUCUCUUCCUCGUCUGCGUGCAUGCCUCCUCGUCUGUGUGCAUGCCUCCUCGUCUGUGUGCAUGCCUCCUCGUCUGUGUGCAUGCCUCCUCGUCUGUGUGCAUGCCUCCUCGUCUGCGUGCAUGCCUCCUCGUCUGCGUGCAUGCCUCCUCGUCUGCGUGCAUGCCUCCUCGUCUGUGUGCAUGCCUCCUCGUCUGUGUGCAUGCCUCCUCGUUCUCCCCCAGUGUGUGCACUUCAUCCCCUUCCCGUCUCCUUCCCUACUCACAAUUUCCCUCCCACCCCGUCCUCUCACCUUCCCCAGUGCGUGGAGCUCACCCCAGCAGCCCUGGUGCUCUACAUUCUGCGCAAGCUGCCUCGCUCCCACCUGACGUUAUGCCCCCAUCACCCCCCUCUUCUCCCUCUUCUCCCUGUUCCCCCUCCUUUCUCGCUCACCAGUGUGUGGAGCUCAUCCCAGCAGCGCUGCUGCUCUACAUUCCGUGCUGCCACCUGACGUCAUGA